ACGACGAUCACAUCUGUGAGAAACUAAGUAAUAGCGUUGCAUCAUGAGGAGCUCUCAUUUGUGGGUACCAAUUAUCCUGCUGUCGGCACCACGAGUAGUUACGGGAUUGCAAACCAAUCCGCACCACCAGGCUUCACGGCGUGAAAUCCUUGGAGGAUUGGUUUCAGCAUGCGGGGCAGGGCUUGUCGUUGGUGGAGCGCCACAGCCGGCGCGGUCCGCCGCUGCCGUCCAAGACUCACUGGAUGUCGACGCAUUCUUGAGAAAAGGGGUGGAUACUGGAGGAACCAUGGGUGUGUCGAGCCAAGCUGGAAAGAGCCGGCCGGAAACGGGGGUUUUCCUGAGGGACGGAAGCGACGUUUCGAGAGACAAGAAAACCGGUGAUGUUAGUGCAGAAAUAGUUGUCAACGGAAGCAACGGCGAGAAAAUGGCCGUUUUUGUCAGCUAUAGCUCUCCAUGGCCACUUGGUAAGAACGAACGCGAAUGCGCUGCUUGGUCAUGUAAAUAAAACGAUAAUAUCUGUUAUGCACCGCUUCCUCUAUAUGAUCCCGAGCGUGCCUUUAUCGAGAAUCCAAGGAGGUAUCUCAAUUCUCUCCGUCCUCGACCUGCUUCUCAACGCAUCCAGCCGAGGGCCCCUUCUACGAUAUAGAGUGCCGGAAUCAAAAAACCAGCGACGGCGCAUUUGUGCAAGUGACAACGGAUGUUGGAGGGAAAACAGUAGCAAAUAUUGACAACGCCUUCAUCCUGGAAAAUCUUUUAGCCCCAAGUGGUCGGUUCUCCUUCUAUGGUCAACCCACAGAUGUUAAAAUCAAAAAGAGUACCACCGUCGGUGACUACAGGAUCAUUGAUCUCAGUUUUGCUACUUUGUCGCAAGCAACACAGACAGAGAUUCCUCGCAAAGCCCAACUUGUUGCAACUAUUCCAAAAGGUUCAUCGCAAGCUAUUGUCUUGGUUGGAAGUGCACCUGCCGCCAGAUGGAACAAAGGAUCGGACCAGCAGGUUUUCUCUACCAUCGAGUCCUUCCGGGCCAUUGCAGCUCCCAAAAGUUCUCUCAAACUUCGACGAAAGGAACGCAACACAUUUUCAAUAGAUGAGAAUGGUGAAUAAACUUAGAACAUGUAGAUGUGAAUCGAGUGGUGUGAAAGCUUUUUCACUCUUUAUGUGCUGGCACUACGGUAGUGUGUACUUCAGAGAUUACGACGUGUCUGCGCCUGCUUCUUUAUCUCUAGUUACUACAAGAUACUACUUUUGUAGUUCACUUUGCGGCCCGUACUGUAUGGCCCAUUAAUCUUGCAACUUAGAUCGGUGGAUCAGAUAUCAUUCAUCACACAAAUAAAUACUAUUAACAUCU
Molecule: messenger RNA, 1348 nt
Organism: Pseudo-nitzschia multistriata
Lineage: Eukaryota; Bacillariophyta; Bacillariophyceae; Bacillariales; Bacillariaceae
Source: the annotation of a GenBank genome assembly